This is a messenger RNA of Penaeus chinensis, 1130 nucleotides long. RefSeq lists its product as uncharacterized. Bases 126 to 1130 code for a protein of 334 amino acids. The transcript has 3 exons. NCBI's taxonomy places the organism in Eukaryota, Metazoa, Arthropoda, Malacostraca, Decapoda, Penaeidae. The record is from RefSeq and is a predicted model, not a curated record.
GCGAGUGGCACUGGGGUGGCACAGCUAGUAGGACCAUCAGUCCGUCCUUACACUUAUUACUGUAUCUUUGAGUGGCUGUGAAUUCACUUGUUCGACGCUGAGAGCAUUUUUUCCUUCCCUUAGCAAUGAGAGCUGCACUUAUUGUGGCGUGCCUGUUGGCCGCCCUUGCGCUGCCCCUCCAGGCCCUCCCACCCCCCGCCGGAGGAGAGGGGCACUCCGCCCUGCAGCCUCGCCCCCCAAAGUUCGCAGGUGGGCGUCACCUGACUUGGUGGAUAUUCGGGAACGAUGACGAAGAAGUUACCACGCCUGACGCAAGCGACCACGUCUCGCCCACGCCCCCUCCUACCUCCUCGCCAGGCCCCACGACCACAGAGGCGCCGAGUGCAUGGAGGUCGUGGUUCUCGAAGGUGGGCGACAAGAUAAAGAGCGCGGCGUCCAAGGUCAAGGACGAGCUCCGGGAGGCGAAGGAGGCGUACGACACGGGGCGGGCGGCGGUGGGGAUGGCCCUCACAGAGGGGGCCAAUAAGGUCGGCUCCGCCAUCAAGUCCGGCUUCAGGAAGAUCAAGAUCAAGUUCACCGGAGGCAAAGAGAAGUUCAGCAUCAUGGCGACGCGUCUGAAGGAGAAGCUCGAGGCGGGCGACGAGCGAAUCCUCGAGCUCAUGAAGAAGCUCGGGAUCAACGUCAACAUCGAAGACAACAAGAUCACGGGAACCACCCUUGACAAGAAGAACGUGUCCGUGACCGAGAUCCUUCAUGGCGAGGGUCUUCUCUCCAACAAGUCCGCUCACUACCACACUGUCGUCGAGGAGCCUGAGUUCACGGGCGGAGAGAGGGCGCCGGAGCUGGGCGAAGGGGCGGGCGGAGAGGCCACGGCGGAGGAGGUAUUCCACUCCGCCGAGGACCAUGACACUUCCCAUGUCACUGAGGACUCUGAUACAUUCCACUCCGCUGAAGAUCACGACACUUUCCACUCCGACGAGGACCAUGACACUUCCCAUGUCACUGAGGACUCUGAUACAUUCCACUCCGCUGAGGAUCACGACACUUUCCACUCCGAUGAGGAAUACGAGGAUGACUUGAUCACUCCCUCGACUUCGCGCGCAUCGCUUCCUUCCACCGCAAGGCCUUAG